Chelonus insularis is the source of this 1552-nucleotide messenger RNA. It is a transcript of the gene IFT52, whose product is annotated as intraflagellar transport 52. Gene Ontology annotation, cellular component: centriole; cilium; intraciliary transport particle B. The record is from RefSeq and is a predicted model, not a curated record. NCBI's taxonomy places the organism in Eukaryota, Metazoa, Arthropoda, Insecta, Hymenoptera, Braconidae. Gene Ontology annotation, biological process: intraciliary transport; cilium assembly. The transcript is spliced from 6 exons. The coding region runs from base 111 to 1538 and encodes 475 amino acids.
AAAAUACCAUUUGUGUGUGUUUUUUUUUGUUAUCUCAUUGUAAUUAUUGUCAGAGAACAGUAUUGUGUACUUUUAAAGAAAUAUGAAUUCAAGUGUAAUAAGUAAUUAAAAUGAAUUCUCUAAUAAAUCAUAAUGAAAACGAGCUGUACCAAGUUCUUUUUGAUUCAUCUAAAAAUGAAAAAAGACUUAAUGAAGAAUUUAAAAUUCUUCAGAGGAAAUUGAAAGCUAAAUGGAAGUUUUCUGAAUUUAAUGAUGUAUUAUCGGAAGAAUUAUUAGCAACAGCAGAGCUACUAGUUCUUGCUGAACCUCGAAGUAAAUUCACAGAAUUAGAAUUGAAUUCAAUCAGAGGUUUUAUCAACAGUGGUAAAAAUGUUUUAGUAAUGCUAGGAGAAGGUGGUGAAAAUAAACUCAAUACGAAUAUUAAUUUUCUUCUUGAAGAGUUUGGCAUAAUGAUCAAUAAUGAUAGUGUUAUUAGAAUGAGUUACAGCAGGAACUUGCAUCCUAAAGAAUGUACCAUUUCUCAUGGUCUUUCAAACAAAUCUGGCUUCGUUAAUAACCAUAAUGAUUCAGCGAAUUUACGUUUUCUUUAUCCAUAUGGAGCAACUCUGAAUGUUGUCCAGCCAUCAAUCGUUGCAUUAUCUAGUGGUUCGAUGGCAGUUCCCACUAAUCGUCCAAUCUGUGCAUAUUAUUUUUCAUCAACAAGUACGGGAAAAUUAGUAGUUCUUGGUUCAUCAAAAUUACUUACUGAUGCGUAUAUUGAAAAAGAAAAAAACGAUACAUUAAGAGAAAUGAUAUUUGAAUUUUUUGAGUCUAAAGAAUGGAAAGGCAAAGAUAUAUAUAUUGAUGAUGUUGAUAAUUUGGAGUACACUUUUGUACCAGAUAUAGUACAGCAAGCUGACAAUCCAAAAGUUUGUACACAAGAUAUCGAUAGCCACGAUAUUCCACGAGAGUACACGAAAUUUUUUAAACACGAAUUUUAUUCUAUUAAUUUGUCAAUGAUACCUGACUGUUUAAAAGCUUAUCAAGAUUUAGGAAUUAAACAUGAACCUUUGACAUUAAUUACUCCUCAUUUUGAAACACCAUUACCUCCUACUCAAGCUUCCGUAUUUCCCCCUAGUUUUCAAGAACUUCCGCCACCUGCUUUAGAACUUUUCGAUCUUGAUGAAGCUUUUAGUUCUGAUAUUUUAAAACUAUCACAAUUAACGAACAAGUAUUUAUCAUCGAAAGAUCCACACAAUGAAAUGGAGCUCAGUUGUUACAUUCAAGAAUUUGGCGAGAUUAUUAGGAUCAAUCCAUCUGAAGCAUCUUCUGCAAAAGAAAUAUUAAAAUGCAUUGUCCUAAAAAUCAAUAAUUUUAGAACAAUGAGUCCUCAUGAAGAAAAAAACAUUGAAACAAUAGAACCAAAUGACAACGAUAAUAAAGGAAAUGAUGAAAAAGUUGAUGAGCCGGCUGAUAAUCAAAAUGUCAAACGAAAUGAUAAUGAAUUCGAUGAACAUGAGAUUGAUGAACAAAGUGAUAGUCAUAUGUCAAGUAUAUGAAUUGUUAUAGUAUU